Aspergillus puulaauensis is the source of this 882-nucleotide messenger RNA. Its product is annotated as putative mitochondrial inner membrane protease subunit Imp2. Gene Ontology annotation, molecular function: serine-type endopeptidase activity. The coding region runs from base 1 to 882 and encodes 293 amino acids. The transcript has 2 exons. Gene Ontology annotation, cellular component: mitochondrial inner membrane peptidase complex. The record is from RefSeq and is a predicted model, not a curated record. Gene Ontology annotation, biological process: mitochondrial respiratory chain complex assembly. Lineage: Eukaryota; Fungi; Ascomycota; Eurotiomycetes; Eurotiales; Aspergillaceae.
AUGCAGGAGAAACCUCGUAAACUCCGGGUCCUCUCCCAAGAAGAAGCCAAAGCGCUUUCGUCCUCAUCACCAGCACCGGAGUCAGCAUCCUUCUCACCGUCACAAUCCCCAUCCGCAUCACAGUCGCCAGCAUCAACACCCUCAGCCUCUAAACCCUCCCCGCGCUCCUCCCCGCGCUCCUCUCCCUCAACGUCCCGGCUCUCCUUUUCCUCCUUCCUCCGCGCCCGGUAUGCCGCUCUGCCCCGUCCCGCUCGCCAAACGCUCCGCACCUUCAAGGUCCUAGCGCCCAUACUCCCCAUCGGCCUGUUCUUCUCCGAACAUGUCAUGCAGGUCCUCUGGGUAAACGGGCCUUCAAUGACACCAUACCUAAACGAAGACUACGAGACUAUGCACACAAAGAAGGACAUCGUCCUCGUUAACAUGUGGCCGUUUGGCGGCGCGGGGUUCAGCCUGCCAUGGCGAGAGGAGCGGAAGCGGAGAUUGGAGCGGGGGAUGGUUGUCUUGUUUCGCUCACCCGGAAACCCGCAUAACCUCGCCCUAAAACGCAUUAUUGGGCUCCCUGGGGACCGAAUCAAAACGCGCGAACCGUGUCCGAAGGACUCCCAAAUUGUGCCCUUCAACCAUGUUUGGUUAGAAGGGGAUGCGGCGGAUCCGAGGAAGUCGCUUGAUAGUAAUACAUAUGGGCCGGUUAGUGUUUCGCUGAUCUCUGGCCGCGUGACGGCGGUUUUGUCGCCACGGUUUAGGUGGUUAGAUUGGUCGGGGUGGGAGAGGGGGGUUGUGGAAGGGGAUGAGGAGGGAAAAUUCGGGAGUGAUUAUCGGAAAGAGACUAGGGAGAGGGUUAUUAGGGGGGCUGUUCAGCUAGAAAGACCGUUUUUGAGUUGA